Messenger RNA from Acipenser ruthenus (sterlet), 4705 nucleotides. RefSeq names its product synapse differentiation-inducing gene protein 1-like. Lineage: Eukaryota; Metazoa; Chordata; Actinopteri; Acipenseriformes; Acipenseridae. Gene Ontology annotation, cellular component: intracellular membrane-bounded organelle; membrane. The transcript is spliced from 4 exons. The record is from RefSeq and is a predicted model, not a curated record. The coding region runs from base 1305 to 2018 and encodes 237 amino acids.
AAAAAAACUAAACCAAAAACAACAAAAAUAGAUGAUAUAAAUGCCUGACACACGUCCUAAUGAGUUAUAAUUGAGGUCUAGGAUUGAAAGAGGGCUUUUGUUGUGUAGAGUGGUUUGAAAUGGAAUUCACCCUUAUCACAAAACUGACAAGAAUCCCAUGCUUUGACUGCAAGCACAAAACUAAGCAAAAUCCAUAUACUGCUGGAAAAAAAGAAUGCUUCCUAAAUUGCACAGAAUGAUAUUCAUGGAUUGCAGUUUAACAGUAUUUUUCUUAGGUCAAUUGAAAAUGUAAUUAACCGUGAAAACUAUUAGGACAUACAGUAUAUUAUGCAUUAAUAUCAUUAAAUGUGAGCUUUACUGAGAUUCUCGACACCUGGUUUAAAAUAUAAUACCAGAUAUUAAAAAACACUCGGCCUCGCUUGAGAACCCCGUUUCCAAUUGUAAUGUGUCUGGCCAUACACCCCUCUGUACAUCACACUUACAUUGCACAUAUCUGCAGAACUGCUUAUCCAAUUAUCAUGAAACAUGACAUUAACAUUUGAUUUGUUUAUUGAGAAUAUCAGGUUCUAGAGACACAGUAUAGGGGAUGUCUGCCUCUCUGCACAUCCAUUCAUCUGUAUGUCACACAUUUUGCAUACUGUAUAUAUAAUCAAAUUGUAACUAAAUAUUUCAUUGCUAUUUCCGAUUCUGUACGAUUUGUUACAUACUGUUGACCUAUGUCACGAUCAUCAACUGACGUACUUGUUUAUAGAUUAGAACAAGGCACAGAGAAGACAUCUGCAUUCACGCAAAGUCAAUGUUAUUAUGGUCUUCGUCUAGCCCAUAGACCACAUGCAUUGGUUAUUAUACAGUAGCAGAACCAUGAACCACAACCCAUACGUCUUGAAGAUGAACGUCUUCUCUGUAGUUGAGAGGCAGGCUGAUGUCAGUGAAAGAUGAACGUCUUACUAAGCUCUGUAGUCGAGAGGUAUGCUGAUGUCAGUGAAAGAUGAACGUCUUACUAAGCUCUAUAGUUGAGAGGUAUGCUGAUGUCAGUGAAAGAUGAACGUCUUACUAAGCUCUAUAGUUGAGAGGCAGGCUGAUGUCAGUGUUAUUAACUCAUCAGCUGCUAGGAGGAGAUUCAUUACAGGUUUAUUGAGGAUAAUAGCAAUGCAAAUUAUACACAAUGGUGAAGACCAGUUACUGGACAUGAUGUUUCUAAAGGCAUCUGAUAAGCUCCGGGCCUGUUGAUCGCUGUUAGUCUCUGUCGUAUCAAUUCCUUACUUCCCGUCUCACUCCCCCCCACCACCCCUUGAUCAGCCACAAUGGAGAGCCUAACUGAGCUUCAGAACCCGCUCCUGGACAAAACCAGCAACCACGUUAAGGGCGAUUACAGUUACCAGGGAGACUUCCCCAGCAGUCAGUACCAGGAAAACAUUUUCAACUACUUUGUGAGUGGCUCUAACAAAGCCAAGGCACAGCAGCUACUGGACGCCACGUCCUUGCACCUCGCUGUGGAAGCCUUCUACCGGCCGAACUUCAUUCUGUACAAGGAGGACGCCAACGUCAAAAACAAGGAUUACAAGAGCGAAUGUUGUGAGACCACCUUCACGGAGAAGAAGGACCCGGCUGCUGAAAGAGCAGAUGACCCAGAGGAGAAGCUCCUGGACCUGGGUGAAAACGAUGUUAAAAUCCAAACGGUGUCGUACGAGGUGGAGGAAGAGGAGUAUCAUGAGUAUGAGAGCGACUGUUCCAGUGACAGUGAAAGCGAAGACGACUUCAUCAUGAUCCCCCCGCGGGACCACUUAGGCCUGGCCAUCUUCUCAAUGCUCUGCUGCUUCUGGCCUCUUGGCAUCGCAGCCUUCUACUUCUCCCAGGGGACCAGUAAAGCUAUUUCCAAGGGAGACUUCCCCCUGGCAAGCUCAGCUUCAAGAAGAGCUCUUUUCUUGGCUGCCCUCUCCAUCACCAUCGGAACAGGCGUUUACGUCGGGGUCAUCGUGGCUCUCAUCGCUUACAUGUCUAAAUCAGGACAUGUAUAGCACCAGGUCUGGGGCUGGAGUGUGUCUUGAAACAGUGUAUUAUCAUCAUAAACUACAGCAUGUCUUAUCGGUUUCUUUACCCCACUGACUGUCGGUAUGGAUUAGUGCGGUGUUUGUUCAAAUUUCACCUUAACGACUGGAGACAUCACAAAGCACUUCUCAAGUUAGAGCCAACCCAUUGAUGUCUUUGAACUUCCUUGUUCUUUUAACGGCUCGAGACUGCAAAUAAAAAAGGGCAAAAUAAAAACAAUUCAGAACGUGCUCUAGGGGACAGUCGAUGUGAAUAUUGCACAAAGAAAAAAUGAAAAGCAAGUAUUCUGAAGUGGGAUUCAUUGCAUUGCUAAGCUUAGUAAGAUUACGUUUUUGUAUUCAUGUAGGCACUGCGAAUACUGUGCGUCACCUUAAAAAAACAUUGCAAAUUCACUGCAUCAUUUACGUGUCAGGUUAAAAACACUGCAGAUACCUAUAUUUUUGUGAUUUUGCUGUACUGUACAGUGGACUUCCAAGUAAAAUUCAAUAUAGGAACAUCUCUUUCGGCAUAUUCUAAAUACAUGGACCUAAAGCCAAGAACUUUCAUAAGUGAAACAUUAUAUAUCAUUCAGUAUGUGAAAAAAACAAACAUUUCAUUCUCAACUGUCCUCUUAAAAGCGUGGGAAGAAUCUUCGUUGACACUACUUGAAGAUUUAUUAAAAUAUACUUUACAUUUUAUUCUAAAUGUUUCUAGCGUUUCAGUGUAUUUUAGAGCUUAACUGUUGGGACUUUGGUACCGAAAAACUUUUCAUUCAGCUCGCAGCUGUUUCCAUGAAGGACGAUGUUCUCUCCUGUAAAAGUGAUGCCAACCUUAAUUCACUAGCCCCAAAUGUGGCACAUACUAAAAGAGAGAGUUGUAUGCCAACAAAUCUGCUUCCGAAUGAGCAUCGGCAAGGAGAACAGAAAUCUGUUUUGUAGCACAUCAUCUGGAUGCAGUCAGCAGUGAAGUUGAUGAUUCAUUCUUAGCAUUAGGGAGCUAAUAGUGCCAGAAAGUAAAUCAAGGAAAGUUGUGUUUCAGCGUUUUCAGGGGAAUUGAAUUUGCAUGCUGCAGAGAGACCCUGGUGCUUCACAGUGGACAACAGGGUGAACUAAAAUGCAUCUGAGCAAUUAGGAAGGGACCCUGUUCACUAGAGACUGUACAGGAGUGGAUUGACUGUAAGUCAAGAAUUACACAGUAAAAACAUCAUCUUCAAAAACCAGAGAUCAUUAUUACACAUUGUAUAAUGGAUGAAGGAUCAUCCAACACAAGGCAGUUAAAUCAAAGGGUUUUAAUGCAAUAUAAACUACGAGACCAAACGGUUUAUAGACUUCUGCCGAACCCUCCGAUUGAAUUACUGCCUUUAAUUUUGUACCCUGUACUGCCCUGUACUGUAUCAUAUAUACUCUCAAUUUAUUUUGUAGAUUAUGCAUUAGUCACAGUUGUCAUCUUUGCUUUAAAAUUUGGUUUCAAUGAUGAGCAUCUGUUCUCCUUGAAGUCUCUCCUGUAAAAGCCCAGCCAAAGCUGACGCCCCAAUGGAGAGGAAGAUAUAAUGAACACUCAUAUAUUGUAGCAUGUCGUGAGCUGGCACCUACAAAAGCAGCCCAAAAAACCCCAACAUUGACGACACACCUACAAUACCGCUAGAACGCUACAUUGUACAAUUCAAAUCCUUCCAAAAGUCUCAAUGCUUUUCAUUCUAGAAAUGUUUGUAAUGCUAUAAUUGCCAUGAGUGGGUAGGUCUGUAAUGUUCAAUAUGUGUAUAUAUUAAUAUGUCAAAUAACUGAAGAUCGCCAUAUAAUUUUCAUUUCAAAUAAAGAUUUGCUAAGAGGUAUUUGUAAGAUAAUGAUUAAAAAAAAAGUUAUGUACGUGUCAUAACAUUCAUAAGUGUCAUGUUAUUUUUGCCACUUUGUAUAGUGGAUACAUUCUGAUUAUCGCUGAAGAAAAGUGUAUAUAAAGCAGAUAACAAUUAUUGAAUUUCAAACUCAAUCUUGCUUGUUCUUCAGAGAACGUUUCUCCACUAAGUUUUCGGUUUCUGCUUCGGUUUUAAUUGGGAAUAAACAGUGAAAACUGACAUGACACGAGAACAGUGGAUUAUAUAAACAAUGAUUGAACACUAUGAUCAUACCUCUUAAAACAUUACUAAUUCAAUCGAAACUGACUCAAAAUGGUCUGAAAAAACAUUGAUAUUAUGCCUUCAUAAUUAUCUGAAUUUCAGUUACAAAGUAUACAAUCAGAGUCCAGAGGAAAUGUUCACUGUUUUUUUUCAACAGUUGUGGACAAAUGCACAGUUUCAGUUGAAUAUAAUAUAGGUAACAUUGGCAAAUGCUUGAAUCAGGUAUAUUUGAUAAGAAUGGUGAUCAGUGCUAAAUAUUAUAACCUGUAUUGGUCAUAACAGUUCUUAAAAUAACCCAUUGAAAUCGUUUAUUUUCUGUUGAAAUUGCUGUAAAUGUACCAGCAAUAUGACCAAUGUUUCGUGGGCAUUGCCUUCUAUUCUGUUUUAAUAUGCCUGCCCUGCCUGUUUCACUGGAUGAAUAAAUGAACUGUGACAAUAUAUUUUUUGGGGGGGAGUGGUUUCCAAUGUGUAGCCUGUGUACUGUAGAUUUUCUUUUGUCAGAAGUUAAGGGCACAAAAGAAAAUAAAUGGCUGUUAUUUGUAAAUAAAUAAAAUGUGAAUAUUU